Sorghum bicolor (sorghum) is the source of this 1502-nucleotide messenger RNA. RefSeq lists its product as uncharacterized. The record is from RefSeq and is a predicted model, not a curated record. The transcript has 5 exons. Bases 805 to 1287 code for a protein of 160 amino acids. NCBI's taxonomy places the organism in Eukaryota, Viridiplantae, Streptophyta, Magnoliopsida, Poales, Poaceae.
GUCCGUACCAAUCCCCUUCCUCAAAUUCUCCGCUUCUUGAGCUCUUGGCUCUCUCGCUUCCUCCCCGCUUCCUCCUCUCUGACUGUCCGAGGUGGCUCUCCCUUCACCCUUCUUCCAGAUUUGUAGGAGGCGGAGCACGAGCUCGGGCAGUAGCGGCGGCAGCCACUGGGCCCUCCGGAGGAAGUUGUGGAGCAAGGCGGUGAUGGAGCGCAGCAACUGGACAUAGGUGUGGUGCAUGUCGGCGAGCAUGUAGCGCUGGUGAAUGGCCAGCAUCUGGAGCUCGGAGCGCACCCGGCAGUGGCGCACCGCAUACUCCUCCAUCUUGGACUGGUCGUACCCCAUGGCGACCCGACCGACCAGAGCAGCCGGCUGCCUGCCGCCUACAAGAACCACUUUUUAUUCCUCCCUCUCCUCACAGCAGAAGAGCCCAGUCACAGCAGCAACAGGUGGGGCGAAUCUAGAUGGGGAGCAGCUAGCGAGUGGGCAGGCACUGAGGCGAGCAGAUCUGGAGUGGCUAUCACCUCCUACCGGCUACAACAGGGAGUGGGAUCAGAGAAGGUAUACAUUGAUGACACUAAGUGGUGAUAGAGAUCAGAACUCAAUUAGAUCAUGCCUCUCUAAUGAGGCGGUGAGGUAUUCAAGAUGCUUGAGGUUGGAAAUAUGCCUUACUACCAGAAGAGUUCAGGUUUCAAAGACUCUGCAAUGAUGGUUUGUGGUAUACCGACAAUGGAGGAGUUUCUAUGUUUUGAAGAGGACAAGGCGAUGGGAUCCGACAACCUCACCUAAACACUACAUAAGUUGUACAUGUGGGAGAAGAAGCUUCUUGAGGAAGUUAAGGUGUGGAUGUGGAAGGUGGUGGUGUCGUUUCACCUAAAGACAUGGAAGGGUACUCAAUGGCAAGCAGAUCAGGUUCUUGCUUCUAGGUUGACAACACAUUUGAAGCCACUGCCACCCUUCACAGAUACCUCUGCUACGGUACUCGAUCGCGCCGGUGGCGGCGGCGACGCCUGGUCUCGCGGGUGGGAGCGGCGGUGCAUGGCCCUGCGAAUGGCGGCGGUCGCACGCGGGCGAGCGAGAUCCGGUGCGGGCAAGGGGGAUCAGGCUUGGGCGAGAUCAGGAUUGGGUGCGGGCGGUGGAGCAGGCAUGGGGAUGUGCGAGCCGCGGGGACCUAGGGUACGCUUCGGCGAUUUCUCCAUCUAUUUUUUUCACACUGCUGAGUUCAUCAGUCUGGGAAGGGAACGAGAGGUUUGGGCCUUCAUCAGGUCAGUGGCAGGGGCACAACUGUGACUCUCCUUCCAAAGUAACAUGGACACACACGUAUUACAUAACGGUGAUGGCAUUGAAGGAAAAAAACUAUGUAAUUAGAUGGCAGUUAAGAAAAGAAAAUACAUAUAUGUAAUGGUGAUGGCAGUUGAGGAAACAAAAAAACCAAAUUAAUGGCCGAUAAGGAAAGCUAUUAUUUUUUAUGGCAAUGAGGAAAACAGUAUAGAAUUUGAUGGCAA